GACCUUCCCAACACGAUCCAAUUGACCACGAGAUUCCCAGUGCGGGGUUGAGUGCACGUUGCCAGCUAGCCGCCAGCUCCGAAACAGGACAGCAUCAGCCAUACAAACUCCAGAAUGAGCGGUGACUCGCAUACCUUGCCCCUGAGGCAAGGCACUACCUUCAGCGACGGCCCCGUGCCCGAUAUCGAUCCUACUACGACAGCCGGCUUGCUCACCGAGAGACUGCAAGCUUGGAAGCACGCCGUCGUCUACUUGGAGGAGUACGUGGGAGCGACCGAGAAGGCUCAUAGGGCGCACUCCAAGGAGUAUGAGAAGGUGCUUAAGACGAUCUCUCACCCCCUUCGAGAAGGCGCCCAUUUCGACCAGGGGCUCGGUGGCGUCGCCGGUUUCUUCGAGAACGUGCGCGUCAACACGCAGGCAAUGAUCAACACGAACGCGGAGACCGAAAAGAUCUUGAAGGGGACCGUCUUGCCCAUCCUCGAGCGGCUGCACAAAGAAAUCAAGGCGAAGCAUAAGGAAGUCUCGCACAAUGCCGAGAAGAGCGCAAAGGAGAUCGAGAAGGCGAGGAGCGCCACCCAGAAGCAUAUCGAACUUCUCAGCCAGAACGCCGCCGCCUUUGAAUCGACAGGCGCUAAGCUCACCCCGAGCGAGGACCCUUAUGUUAUCCAACGCGGAGUCCUCCACAGGCUGAAUAAGCAGGUUGUCGAGGAGAACAAUCACAGGAAUGACCUCAUCAACAUACAGGACGGCUUUAAGGCCUUCGAGGCCCACGUGGUGGAAGUGGUCCAGCAGGCGAUAGAGGCUCUCAAUCAGGUCGCCGGUGGCCAAGCGGAGAAGAUGAGGGCGCUUUACGUCGACAUGCUCGGCGCGGCCCAACGCAUCCCGGCCGAAUUUGAGUGGAACGGCUUCCUGUCCCGUGAGGGUAACCGUCUUGUCGAUCCGAAUGACCCGCCCCGGAGCGUGGAGUCGGUUAAUUUUCCGAAUCAGAACCACGUUUCCACCAAGGCGCUGAUCGAGGGCAGCCUGGAACGUAAGUCGCGAAACAAGUUAUCGUGGGGCACCCAGUCGGCCUAUUACGUCGUCACCCCAUCCAAGUUCUUGCACGAGUUCAAAGACGACGAUAACGUACGGAUCGACCCGAAACCUGAGCUAUCCAUCUACCUUCCCGAUGCCGUCAUUGGCGUGCCGAGCGGCGAAAAGUUCUACAUCAAAGGGAAGGAUAGGGGUGGGAGCUUCAGCAGCAAAUUGGCCGGGACCUCCGAGCUGCAAUUCAAGGCGCACUCGGCUGCCGAUGCCCAAAAGUGGUACGACGCUAUCCGCAUCGCGGCCGGCACGACUGGAUCUAUUUCCAAUAGCCAGCCUCAUUCACCGACUGGUAGCACUCCUGGCUCUAUUAGUGGUGCGAGCACCAAGGUUGAUUCCAGCGUCGGCCACAAGGAGCAGGAAUCUGGCAUCAUGGGCGGCGAGACCGUCAGCAGCCCUACGGCCCUGUCGCCCGCGGUCACCCGGCAAAGCACGAUGAAGGAUAGUGCUUCAGCCUCGGAGAAGAAGAAGGAGGCCGAUGCGUAGAGGCAUAGCUUACCUGCCACCUCGCAACGGAACGGUUGAAAGGAAGCCCAGGGCUGUCGGCGUGAGGGAUUUACGAGCUGCAUGGCAAGGAGAAGGAAUGAGUCAGUCAUCCCAACUUCACAGUACAAGAUGGGGGGACGACUUGGGCCACGGCAGGCCGGAUAAGCAUAGUAACGACGUUCUUGCUUCGACCCCCGGUCGUGGCGUCGCAAGGCGAUGAACAGAAGAACAGCUGCUUCGAAGACUGAAAGCGGGGGGUGGGAGGGGGC
Durotheca rogersii is the source of this 1838-nucleotide messenger RNA. RefSeq lists its product as uncharacterized. Lineage: Eukaryota; Fungi; Ascomycota; Sordariomycetes; Xylariales; Xylariaceae. The record is from RefSeq and is a predicted model, not a curated record. The transcript has 3 exons. The coding region runs from base 115 to 1569 and encodes 484 amino acids.